UUCUUGAGUCACAUCUACCUAGACCCUCUGAAGUCUGGAAUCGUUGAUACCUAAAACCAUGCGCGCCGCACUACCAGCCUCAUCUCUACGAGCUCUACGUAGUUCGAAUCGAGCAACGUACCUCAGCAGCUUCUGUAGGCCUGCUUCUAGCCGCAAUCUCCAUCAAUCAGUCCGAAUACCGGCCAUCACUACAUCGCAGGCCCGCCACCGACCAACAUUGGAGCCUGGUUAUCAGAAAGGCCCUUCCUUCUCUCUACGAAAUCGGACGAUAUACAUUCAAACACAGUCGACGCCCAACCCGUCGGCCCUCAAAUUCCUUCCAAACCAUCCUGUUCUACCAGAAAGUUUCCCCUCUACGUUUCUCGAGUACACCUCUCCUCGUUCGACCUUAGCUGCUCCGCAUCCGUCUCCACUUGCUGCGAAGUUACUCGAUGUUGAUGGUGUCUCCUCGGUGUUUUACGGCCCUGAUUUCAUUACUAUUACUAAGGCAGAAGAUGUCAAUUGGGCGCAUAUAAAACCUGAAGUCUUCAGUCUCAUUACCGAGGCAAUUACUUCAGGAGAGCCUCUUGUCAACACUGUCGACAAAGGUACUUCCACAGAAGGUCAGGAGGGCGUGGGUGAAGAUUCCCUAGCAGCCAACGACGACGAUGACGAGGUUGUGGCCAUGAUCAAAGAGCUGCUGGAGACACGAAUCAGACCGGCCAUUCAGGAAGACGGCGGAGACAUCGAAUUUCGAGGAUUUGAAGACGGCAUGGUGCUGUUAAAACUUCGUGGAGCUUGUCGGACCUGCGAUUCCAGCACAGUGACGCUCAAAAAUGGGAUUGAGUCAAUGCUGAUGCAUUAUAUCGAAGAAGUCAAAGGCGUCAACCAAGUUUUGGACGAAGAGGAAGAAAUCGCAAUGAAGGAGUUUGCCAAAUUCGAAGAGAAGCUCCGGCAGCAGAAAGGUCCAGACGCAGCACCAUCGACCGUGGGCAAGGGCAGCCUAGAUUUCGUUGAGUAAAACCCGCCGCCAUGGAGACUCAACCGGUUCAAGGACCUGUGGCGAAGAUUUUGUUGAUUUUGUGCUAAGGCCGGUCACCAUGCACGACUCCUCGGCUUCUGGAGACGAUUAUCAUGAUUCGGCGGCAGAGCAGUCGGCCCAUGGUCCAUGAAGUGGAGGUUCGCUCUGCAAUUGGCAUGCACGCUCGCAGUUUCGCGAAUCAAACAUCUGAAGGACCGCAUGUCGGAACGGUCAACAUUAUUAUACGACCUCGUGAGGUACAUUCUGCACGCUUUCUAGGACUAUUCAUUACCAAAUGGUGUUUGGCAGGACCGGGGCUAGGCCGGUGCCGCCUUUGACCGCAAAUAUGGGAUCUCCAUGGGAUACCAUAUUACGAACUUGGGCUCAACCGGACAAUGGCGAGCACCGAGUCAUGUGGUUACGGACCCUCGGAAAUGGCAAGCCAAUAGUCUUAGAAGCUGCUAGGAAGACAAAGGAUCUCCUCCCUCAGACGACCGGGAUAGCCCGUCGGGAAAGGAUAAGAAGUUUGGAGCGUGUGGCAAUGCUCAUGAAAGCUACGAAGUAUCAUCGAACCCGGAGUGUGACUGUGGAUAUUACGAAGCACAGAAGCCGCAGCGCGCAUGCUGGGCGUUAAGCAGGCGUUGAUCAUGGUGGCGAGGGACCAUUUUGGAUGUUGGUCGACGACUCAUAGUCGCCUGCCAGGACCUAGAUGCAUCACGAUACGGAAUACUGGCAGGUGAACUCGGAUUCCUUAGUCCCCGGGAAAUCCAAUAUACCAGCCCAACUCGGUACAGUGUGGUUCAUUGUUCAAUAUUGGAUGGCUGCUUCAAGGCAUUUGGGACACUGUUCUACGUCAUUCAUAAAGGAGCCGUGAGUGAAUGGUUUGUAUGUAGUCGUGCAACACUCCCAUCCUGUUGCUGACUGUUUGAUGGCGAUCUUCGUGCCCUGCCCACCUUGCUCUUUGUGCCCUCGUUCUUGA
Messenger RNA from Exophiala xenobiotica, 1979 nucleotides. RefSeq lists its product as uncharacterized. Gene Ontology annotation, cellular component: mitochondrion. The record is from RefSeq and is a predicted model, not a curated record. Gene Ontology annotation, molecular function: iron-sulfur cluster binding; iron ion binding. Gene Ontology annotation, biological process: iron-sulfur cluster assembly. The coding region runs from base 59 to 1000 and encodes 313 amino acids. NCBI's taxonomy places the organism in Eukaryota, Fungi, Ascomycota, Eurotiomycetes, Chaetothyriales, Herpotrichiellaceae. The transcript has a single exon.